ACGACUCACCACUCACGGCCGACGACUCACCACUCACGGCCGACGACUCUACCACGUACAAAUCACGGCCGGCGACUCAACCCACACUUUAUGCGCCUAACGGCUUUAUCCCAUCAUGACCUCUCGCCGGCGUGCCCCAUCCACGAAGCAGCCCCCGCCCGUCACGUCCUUCUCACCGACCGGUGAAGAAUACGAUGCCUCUACGUUCGGUGGUAUCGGCGACUACAUGCGGCGGAAGCGGAUCAAGCUCCAGAAUCAAGACUCGCUCAGGCGCAACGACACGAUCCCGCAGAUCUUCACAGGCCAUGUCAUGGCCGUCCUUGGCUAUACAAAUCCGAACCCGAGUAUCCUUCGGCAGAUCGUCGUUAUGCAUGGCGGGGUCUGGCGGGAUUUUAAGGAUGGCGGGUUGACGAUGGUUCUUGCGACUGCAUUGCCGAUCAAGAAGGAGGAGGAACUGAUGGGGAGGUAUAAAUUUGCUACGCCGGAUUGGGUGCUCGAGUGUGUUAAGCAGCAAAAGAUUGUGGCAUGGUCGAAUUAUAGCCUAUCAAGGAGGAGUGAGGGACAGACCACAUUGGGAUUUGCCCGGAAGUCGCAGACGCCGAAGGUGAACUCGAGUUCGGCCUACCGGGAGGAGCUGGUGAAGUUCGCGCUCGAUAUUAUCAAGACGACCCCGCAGAAAGGUCCGGAGUGGGAGAUUCCGGAUUCAGAUCAUGAGGGUGGCCUCGAAAAUGAGCGGGAGGGACUGGAGCACGGGAGUGCAUAUUCAGGUCAACUACCGGAACCAUUACACGGAAAGGGAGAUCGGGCGCCGCCAUCUGGACAGACGCCGGCGAAGGAGCAUUCCGAGGAUUUCGAGGAAGAUUACUUUGAUGACAUCGAUGAGGAUACACUGUGGAUGGAGGAUCCGGACGGGCAAAUAGCACCACCUAGCCAUCAGCCGACGACGAGGCACAAACGUAACUUUUCGGAAAUGGAGGAGGAGGAAGAUGAAGAGGAGGCAGACGUUGUAUGCCUUAUACCAAUAGGAGACACUAUUGGGGUUGCAGAUGCACCGCUCAGCGAUCCUCCUCGACCACCAUCCCUUAAACCUGAGCCCGAGUCCGAGUCCGAGUCCGAGUCCGAGCUUGAAUGUUCACGACCUCCGCCUGUAGAUAAGAUCAACGGCGCGGACGCCUACACCGUAGAAGCACUCAUAGGAGAGAAGAAGACGGGCAAGAGCAAGCGCACCAGGAUAAAAUUCCUGGUCAAGUGGCAGGGCUACGAUGAGAGCGAGGCUACAUGGGAGUGGGCGGAUACUCUGCGAGCUGAUCUAGGUUCCGAUGUAGUAGACGAAAUGCUGGAGAAAUAUCGACAGACGAAGACUCCCAAAAGAUCUCAGUCGGCGAAGCGGAAACGGGCCAGCACCCAGAAAACGUCACAGAGAUCGAAGAAGCGGGCGACAUCGACGCAGAAAACUCCCACUAGAUCGCAGCAGAAGAUGAUCUUUUCACAGAUUACGAAGCCGUCAAGCCAGAGCUCGAAUAAGGAGAGCAUUAGAAACAAGACGGCUCCUAAGGAACCGGCGAUUCAGCCCUCUCGACAUACGGCGGUGCAGAAGAUCGUUCAAGAGACACUGGUUCCGUCCCCUCCAAGCCCGGUGAUAGAAGAGCCUCUUCAACCUCCAGCAGCGGAAGAAAAGGUGUUACCAACCGGGUUUAGCUUCAUGAGUUUUUCGACCGUGUGUCUUUCGGACUCCGGAAGCAGUCAAGGUAGGCAUUUACAGACUGUAGAAGAUAUCUCGCCAGAUUUCCCAUCCACGAAAGGCUAUUUUUCCGAUGGCAAACUGCCAGCUGUUGUCGGUGAUAUGGCGGACGAAGACGAGGAAGCAAGGCUUCUACUGUCCUACCAAGUCGUCGAAGCGGCAACGGCGAAAGAAGAGUCAGCAGAGUUCGCGCAACUUUCCCAGGCUACGGAGGUGACGGUGGAAGAUGGAGCAGCUGAUCCGCCGACGUCCUAUCAAGCCCCUGCCGUUACUGAAAAUGAGGUCAUCAAAGACGGCCCAACGGAGCUUCUGCAGCUUUACCAAGCUAUUGAAGAUGCGACGAUGGACGAGGAGGAAGCCUCGAAACCUCCAGAGUCCUACCAGAUGCCAGCCAUCGCCGAAGAAGUGAUUCCAGAAGGAGAAGCAUCCAAGCUCCUAUUGUCUUACCAAGAGCCCGUCCUCGGGAAUGAGGUAGCGUGGGAAGGAAAGAACGAAGCAGAUAUUCCGCCUUCCUACCAGGUGCCUGUGAUUGCUGAAGCAGCAGAGUGUUCGCUCGCUCUCGAGCGGCAAGGUACCCAAGAAUUGCUGGAGAUACCGGACUCCAUCUCGAGAGUAAACCUUACGAGUGGCAUUCUAUCACAAGAAGAACAAAAAACACCUCCCUCGUCGCCUCUUUCUGCGAAGACUCCCAAACAAGCAAGCCAGAAGUGCCCAGCCCCCACCGAAUCACCUCAUCUGCCCUCAAAGCAGAUGAAGUAUGCAGAUGCGGAUAUUUCCCCAGAAAAGACGCCGGUUCUUGCCGUUUCCCUUAAAGCCCCGUCCGGCGUAGACAGAACGGUCAUGAUGAGGGAAGCCAGAACCCCCGAAGAGUUCAACGAAGCCUUCCUUUCAGACCCUCGAGUCCGCAACGCGUCGGUUCUCAACCCGGAUUUCCUUGCUACAUUUUUCAAGGAAUCUCGUCUGCAUUACCUCUCGACAUCGAAAGCCGAACUUCGCUCCAGAUUGCAAAAAUUGGAACAGAAAUUUCCCCGGCCAACGCCUCCGAAGAACAGAGCUACUAGAUAUGUCAUGCACGUAGAUUUCGACUGCUUCUUCGCCGCAGUAUCUACACGUGACCUUCCAGACCUGAAGGAUAAACCGGUCGCCAUAUGCCACGGACGGACGGAGAAAAGUAUGACAUCGGAGAUUGCAUCUUGCAACUAUGCGGCCAGGGCAUUCGGCGUCAAGAACGGCAUGUGGAUGGCCAAAGCCAAGGAGUUGUGUCCGGAUAUCGUCACUCUUGGGUACGAGCUUGAGAAGUACGCGGAGGCAAGCGAGGCGUUUUAUGAAGUUAUUCUGUCACUCGGCGGUGAGCGGCUUCAAGCGGUUUCCGUGGACGAAGCGUUGGUGGACAUCUCGAAUCUCGUGUGCAAUGAGGGCUUUGCCGAUUUAGAAAGAGAAGAAAUCAAGGCCCAAGAACUCGCCCAGAAGAUCCGCGAUGAGUGUCGGAGAAGGACUAGGUGUGAUGUUUCAGUCGGCAUUGGCACAAACGUUCUCAUGGCUCGGCUUGCCAUGAGGAAGGCAAAACCUGCCGGCCAAUACAUCAUCCGAAAUUCCGAGAUUCAAGAUUUCCUAGACAGCUUAGACGUUCGAGCAUUCCCAGGGAUAGGGCGCCAUACGACUGAGAAAAUCACCGAAACAUUCAAGUCGGAUUCGGUACUUGAGUUGAGGAAGAUCCCCAAGGACCGGUUACAACAGGCGCUGGGUUCUAAAACCGGAAUCAAGGUACAUGAGCUCUGUCGCGGCAUCGAUAAUACGCUCGUUGGCGCGGCCGAGACACCGAGGGAGAGCAUAUCCAUCGCUGUCAACUGGGGAGUUCGGUUUACGAAUAAGGAACAAGCCGAAGAGUUCCUCCAUCGACUUACCCGUGCCGUCGAAGAGAGGAUGAAGAGUGAAGGAGUCAAGGGCCGGUCAUUGACCUUCAAGGUUGCUAAAAGGGCUGCAAAUGUGCCAUUCGAGACCGAAAAGUUCCUUGGAUGCGGACGGACCGAAGAUAUAAACAAGACAUUUCUGUUCAGUGUUUCAACCUCCGAUGCCUCGCUCAUUGCCAAGAAAUGCAUAGAGCUCCUCCGAGGAUUCUCAGUUUCUCCUGGCGAUAUCCGUGGAUUCGCGGUGGGAAUGAAAGGGCUUGAAGAUGCGGCCCACGAUGGCGGACAGCAGCAAUUGCAAUUCCUGAAGCAACACGCGAUGGCAGGGGAAAGACCCAAAAUUUCCGCACCACCUCUUCCAGAGUUGAAGCCUGCGGCACCCGUUACGAUGAAAGCUUACGUCAGGCCGAAAGUUACGACAUUAUUUGAUCUCUUUGGGAAAAAUAGUAACAAUAAGAAGCCUCAGCCGGUGAUCAGGGAUUCACCGAUAAACCAACGAACACUGCCUGAACCAACAGUGCCUGUGCUGAUGCCACCGGCCGUUUUGCGAGAACCACCACCAUCACUACUACUACUAUCACCACCACCUCCACCACCACCGCGUCCAUCAACGUUGCAAGACAAGGCUUGUGGGUUUUCAGGCAUGGCUCCUCCUCCUUUUGUGCGACCGGCACCACUGGGUAGCAUUACCAAUCGCACACCUGCAACAAAUACGUUGGAGGGCGAGGAGUCUCCCUUUGAAAAUCCUCCAAAUCCACAGCAUGCCGAGGUGAGAACUCAUACUAGGAUGGUGCCCCAACGUAAUACCACUCCCCAGGUUCCCCUCAUUUCUGUAACGUCUUCGACCCAGUACGCCAUUCCGAAUGAAUCACAAUUUGACAUGUCCUGUUUUGAGCAUCUUACCUCUUCAAUUCAAGGGAAAAUACUGGAAAAAGUCAAAGCAAAAGAACCACAAGAUGCAGAUCCACCACCGGAUUCACAGUGGGCUCCGGAAACCUGGAAUUCCCUCUCACCGGCGACACGGAAACAAAUCAGGGCGGAGGACGAAGCAGCAGAGCGGAGACGGGCACAGGUACAGGCACCGGCACGGAGAAAUAUAGGCUAUUCCGAGGAUAAGCAGCGAAUCAAUUCCGUCUUCAAUCGUGGUCUACCAGGGCUGGAGCAAAAUCCGUCGCUAUCCAAGCAGGGUGUGUCGAAACUUGCCAUUAAUACCACUCGGAUCCCUCGCAACGUCGGUAAAGGCCGAAGAAAAGCUGUUUUCAAGCGACCGCCGCCGCCGGUUAGACAGGCCCCUCCUGAAGAUCAUCCUGACUGGUUUUACGAAUCCAAGGCGAUCGGCGGCGAGGGAUAUCUAGAGGACUUCGCAGACAUACCCAAGGCUGAGCGAGCUCUACACAUUGCCAACGUUAAGUACGUGCGCAAAGCUGCUGAGGAAAAGGAGGCAGCCAAAGCACAGGAAGAAGUGAUGGAAGCGCUGCAAAGAGAAGACAGAGUACAGGCGCGCACCCCUGCGAUUGUGAUCAAGACGGUGCGAAAGCCGCCAGUGCUGUCUCUCUCCGUUGGAGCGGCCGUGAGGAGCACGGAUUUUGAUGCGGUGCGGAUGACGAUCAGUGCUUGGCUACGUGCUGUAGAUGAAGAUCUUUUGGAAGUGGAGGCUAGAGAUGAAGAUCUGAAGAAGCUUUGUGUGUUUUUGGAAAAGGUGGUGGUGGAGGAACGGCAGAUGGAUAAGGCCGUGAGGAUUGUUCGGUGGUUUCCGACCAUUCGUGUGAGCGACGUAUUUCAGCAGCGUUUGAUUUUUGGCGUUUUGGAGGGUACGGUUCGCAAGAUAGCGAAAAGUCAACGUAUUCACGGUUUGCAGUUUUGAUACCAUAGCUGGUUUUGGGUAUGGGAUUGGAUUAGAUCUCGGUUUUGGGCUUGUUUUGGGGGCGGGGGGAGUUUUUUUGGCUUAUGUUUUUGCUCGCACUUUUGUAGAUGAACUUGCUCCUGAUGAGGAUCACGCCCACUUAUA
Molecule: messenger RNA, 5656 nt
Organism: Tricharina praecox
Lineage: Eukaryota; Fungi; Ascomycota; Pezizomycetes; Pezizales; Pyronemataceae
Exons: 1
Coding region: 116-5512 (1798 amino acids)
Biological process (GO): error-prone translesion synthesis; error-free translesion synthesis
Cellular component (GO): nucleus
Molecular function (GO): DNA-directed DNA polymerase activity; deoxycytidyl transferase activity; damaged DNA binding
Source: RefSeq, a predicted model, not a curated record